Lepisosteus oculatus (spotted gar) is the source of this 875-nucleotide messenger RNA. RefSeq names its product gastrin-releasing peptide (gene grp). Gene Ontology annotation, biological process: neuropeptide signaling pathway. Gene Ontology annotation, molecular function: neuropeptide hormone activity. The record is from RefSeq and is a predicted model, not a curated record. Lineage: Eukaryota; Metazoa; Chordata; Actinopteri; Semionotiformes; Lepisosteidae.
GUGAGUCCCAGAGCUGACAUACUGUAUCUAUCCUCUAUUCUAGGCGCGCGUCUUUACAGUAGCAAUGGGCGCAGAAUUUCUAUUUUGGAAAUACAGAUCAGUACUUUCUUUUAUCUUUUUGAUUGUAAUUGUUUAUAGAGUUAACUUUGCCUCAUCAUUCCCGGUGGAAAACGGAGCACCUCUUGCCAAAAUGUACCCCAGGGGCAGCCACUGGGCAGUAGGACAUCUGAUGGGGAAGAAGAGCAUCGAUUUCCCUUUGGGAUACGAGGAGGGCGAUGGGACCCUCUAUUUAUCAACAGGGGAGGAAGCCAAGGAGCUGGAUAGACCUUUGAAAUGGUCUGAACUUAUCAAAAUCAUGAUAAGGGCACUGGAUGGGAAUAAUAGCCAGAUGGGUCAACUUUUAGAAGAAGAUAUACCUUUCAGUAGCAAGAAUGCUUGGGAGGCAAGGGACAAGAGCAGCAACCUAAAGGAGGUGACAAACUACCUCCUGCAAGCCCUCACCAUGAAGGAUAACAACCCCAGCUGAGAAGGAAAAUCAACUUAAAUUACAGAGACUUUUACUUCUUUUCAAGCAAUUUACUCUUAAUACUACCAGACAAACUGCUUUUGUGUUGAAAUAUAAUUUGUGUUUCUGUCUUGAAUCAAUUUACAUUAACCAAAUAUGUUGUGCUUUGAUGGUUUAAAUUUAAUUAAUUUCAUUUUUGUAAAUAAAAAUUUGGAAUGGACCAUAAUAUCUAAAUAAUCAAACUCCAUGGAGUGCAAUCAAGCAUUUUUAAUACUUUUAAUCAUUUUAUGAAUUAACACUUGUGCUGCACCAACAUAUACUUGUAAUAAUCACAGUGUUCCCAACUCUGUUAGAUAAAAUUAAAUUAUAA